Messenger RNA from Acanthamoeba castellanii str. Neff, 609 nucleotides. RefSeq lists its product as uncharacterized. Lineage: Eukaryota; Discosea; Longamoebia; Acanthamoebidae. The record is from RefSeq and is a predicted model, not a curated record. The transcript has a single exon. Bases 1 to 609 code for a protein of 202 amino acids.
AUGGUUUCCUCAACAUCAGCAGCAUCAUCUAUGUUGAAGGAGAUUGGCAUGUCACAGCUGGGUGAUCAAAAGAGGGUGCUUGUCACUGCUGCCAAAGGGAAGGCAGCAUACAAGGCAGGCCUUAUCACUGCUCCUGCACCUCCUCUUCUUCCUAUUCCACCUGCCCCUUAUUCCUAUCUUUCGCCCCCAGCAACCCCCUCCUUCAGCCCUCCUUCCCCAAGCAAUACAACCAUCCACAUCCCUCACAAACCAAAGAGAUGCCAAAAAUUCUGCCACCAGCUUCUCUUCAGCAGCAAGCACACCUGCACCAAAGAAGAGGAAUGUGGCAGCCUUGCAAGUUGCAGCCAUAUCAAUCUCCAUCCUGAGGAGAAGAAACAGCACAUCAAGGAGAAGAAGGUCAAGAAAGCAGAAGUGAAGAGGCAAAAGAAAGAAGAGGAUGCAGUACAGAAGGCUGAGAGGGAUGCACUUCUUCAUCUCCAGCCAGAGCCCAUCUGGGAUUCAUGGUUCAAGAUCAAACUCAAGCACCUCAUAGCCACCCAUCCUGACCUGUACUCAACCAUGAAAGGGACAUGUGAAUGCUGCAAUGCAACAGCCAAGCUUGCCCAGUGA